Messenger RNA from Hypoxylon trugodes, 1088 nucleotides. RefSeq lists its product as uncharacterized. Bases 120 to 1019 code for a protein of 299 amino acids. The transcript has 2 exons. The record is from RefSeq and is a predicted model, not a curated record. NCBI's taxonomy places the organism in Eukaryota, Fungi, Ascomycota, Sordariomycetes, Xylariales, Hypoxylaceae.
AUUUCAUUUAGAUCAUCAUCAACAAUUACCAACAGUCUAAUAACAACCUUGACACCCAUUUUCAACAGUUUUCUAUUACCACUUUCGGAUAUACAACCUCAACAACACAACUACCCAAUAUGUCUGGUAUCGUCAACAAAGUCAAGGACGCCGUCUCCGGCAACCACCACUCUUCUUCUACCACACACCAGAGUACCCCUGAGGGUACACACGGACCUCACAACAACCGAGUCGGCAACGCUGCCGACCCCAGAAUCGACAGUGACCGAGACAACCGUGCUGCCCCAGGCACAACCGUCGGCGGCUCUCACGCAUACACAACUGGGGACAACUACACACACGGUGGCCCAACCGGCUCUGCCACAGCUGGCCCUCACCGAUCAGACAUGGUCAACAAGGCCGACCCUCGAAUUGACUCGGACCGAGAUGGUCGCUUCGUCGGCAACCAAGCCGGUGAUUAUGGUGGCAGCGGCCGAGAAGGCGUAGCUGGCCCACACAACUCUCGUCUAUCCAACGCUGCCGACCCAAGAGUUGACAGCGACCGAGACGCUAGCCGAACUGUAGGAAAUGCUUACGGUAGUUCCGGAACUGCUGGCUCUACUGCUUACGGCCCUGCUGGUACCACUGGUACUACAGGUAACCACCACUACGGCGGUACUACUGGCACUGGUGCCGGAUACGGCUCAUCUACCGGCCCUCGUGAGUAUGGCACAACUACAGGUGCCCACGAGUACGGUUCCCGAGGACCUACCGGCACAACCGGUAUCCAUGAAUACGGAGCACCCGGCACUCACGAGUACGGUUCAACGGGCCCCACCGGAACAUCCGGUGCCUAUGGCCAAGGUGCGACAGGAGGUGUUGGCACUCACGGUGCUCACGCCACACACUCUGGUCCCGGUCCCGCACCCGAUACCGCGGGUCCCCACAAGAGCAACAUCGCCAACAAACUUGACCCUCGCGUCGAUUCAGACCUAGACAACUCACGUACCGUCGGUGGCGACAAGACUUACCGGUCGUAAGUAGCCCCGCCGCUACCGCCUCCCUGCUUCGAUUCCCACCAUCAAUAAAAAAAAAUACUGUAUUAACAU